Durusdinium trenchii is the source of this 732-nucleotide messenger RNA. NCBI's taxonomy places the organism in Eukaryota, Dinophyceae, Suessiales, Symbiodiniaceae. The record is from the annotation of a GenBank genome assembly.
AUGGGACACAGCAUACCUGCGCACCCAGAACAUCCGGCAUUUUUGCCUUGGUGCAGAUUCGCGGUGUCUGAGGAAAACCAAGCAGCGUUUGACAAGGCACUCAAGAAGCGCGAGACGCACGAAGUUGUAUUUGCGGCCAUUGGUGGUCCAAAGUUAAAGGAGCUUCUGGAUGUGGUUGCUCUGAAAGGCCACCGAGAUGGCUGGGGUUCUAAGAUUCGAUAUUUCUUCUGGUCAGAUGGAGGUAGGGGCAGGCCGUUUGCAGCUGUCUACCGUGGUCUCAAUGAAAUGGAGCACUUUGAUGCAGCCGGUCAAAUCAGUUCGGAGACCAUCGAAGAGUUCUUGAAGGAUGAAUAUGUGCCAAAGUUUUCACAGGUGACGGCAGCUGAUAUGAAUUCUGUGUUUGGAGCUGGCACGAAGGGCAACGUCUUUGUUUGCUUUGACCCAGCACGUUUCGAAGCCCAGGUGAAUAAGUACACCAAGGUCUUCGUGAAAGUUGCGAGAAAGUGGAAAGGAUAUGGCUUUUCCUAUUUCGACGCAAGUGAUCCUUUCAGCAAGAUCAUCAGCAUUGAGUGCCAGGAAUUCCCAGUAGUCACGUUGAAGCCACUGAGAAGGCCUUUUGCGAGCUACAACAAAUCCUUUGCUCACCUUGGAGAUGCGCUGAAUGAAAAGCAUAUCAACGAGUUUAUGAAAGAGUCAAUAGCCGCUCAUCGAAGUGCAGGAGCAGAACUGUAG